GCAUGCUCUUCUGACAGCCACCUAGGUGCCCCAGGAUGUAAACACUUUAAAGUUCCUGAUAAAUAUUAACCGAAAGUACCUCCCAGAGAGGUUGUACCAGACUGCCCUCACCACCAAUGGAUUAUAGUAUUUUUUUUUUUGCAUAUUUUAUGUUAUAAACCUAGUCAUACUGGAAAUGUUACACAUUUUUUAUUUUGUCUUAGACAUGUUCAUUCUCCUAGACUUAUCGUUCAGACAGUUGAUUUGAUGUCACUCAGGCUGUUUUGGACGAGUGUACCAAUACUGUCCUUUUUUACAUGAAGACAGUACCACUUAGGAUGUGAAUGAAUGCAUUAUCCAGGUUCCUCAUACUUCUCCAGCUGGUUCCUGAAGGUUCUUAGAUUCAAAUAGAGUGGCUUUUUGCCAGCACAAAUUGACACUUCAACCCACAGUGAUGUAUUUUGUUUCCUUGUUGGUUAAGAGAGCCAAGAUUUCAAACUACUUUCUCUCCACUAGGUUUUAUAAUUUGACUCACAACAAAUUAUAUUGUGUUUCUCAAAUAUUGUCCAUAGCCAAGAGCUCUUUUGAAAAGAAGUUGUUUUUAUGUUUGUAAUACAUCGAUUACUGUUUGCUAGUGAGCUGCCGUAAUGCUUUUGCUUAGACAUUGUCACUAGCUAGUUAUUAAACAUCUAUUAUCGCUCAUGCAGAAUUAACUUCCACUUAAAACAUUCCAGUUAAACAAAACUUCAUUGUAAACCCUUUAAUUGAUUCCUUGUCUCUGCACAUAAAGCAGUCUCAUUCAGGAGCAUGAGUCACUAGCACAAUUCUUAGUGGAUUGCUCAGCUUUUGAUCUGGGAUACCCAGAUAGUUCAUACUUCAGAGUCAUGGUGAGUCAAUAUUGAAAUCUUUUAGCUUGAUUCAACCAGAUUUUCUGGUGUGACUGUUUGGGAAGUGCCUUUGUGACAAUUUGACAUCUUAUCAUUGUUUAAUUUCACUGCAGUUAUUUCACCUCUUUCCUGCUCCCUUAAGAGUUCUGAAUUCCACAUAAUUUGUUGGUUGUUUUUAUGAAUUUUAUUCUGCCUGAGGUGAUUUUCAUCAAAUGUUAAUGGACGGGACCUUAGAAAUCAUCUGAUAUUCUGCAUGUAUUUUACAAUUGGAAAGAAAUAACUUACUCCUGAAGCACUUGUUAGAAUCUCUCGGCUCCUAGUUCAGUGUGUACUUCAUCUUGGUUUCAUAAAAUUCAAGAGGAAAUCUGGAAAAGUUAUAAGCAAAACAUCAUUUCUCUAAGAAAAUUCUGGAUAACAGAAGUUCUGGAUAACAGGGCAAGCCGAUUCAGUCACCAUGAGUUGGAGCUUCCUGACUCGCCUGCUAGAGGAGAUCCACAACCAUUCCACGUUUGUGGGGAAGAUCUGGCUCACUGUAUUGAUUGUCUUCCGGAUUGUCCUGACAGCUGUAGGGGGGGAGUCCAUCUAUUAUGAUGAGCAAAGCAAAUUUGUAUGUAACACAGAGCAGCCAGGCUGCGAGAAUGUCUGCUACGAUGCCUUUGCGCCCCUCUCCCAUGUGCGCUUCUGGGUAUUCCAGAUCAUCCUGGUGGCAACCCCCUCGGUGAUGUACCUGGGCUAUGCCAUUCAUAAGAUUGCCAAAAUGGAGCACGGCGAAGCAGACAAGAAGGCAGCUCGGAGCAAACCCUAUGCAGUGCGUUGGAAACAGCACCGGGCUCUGGAAGAAACGGAAGAGGACCAUGAAGAGGAUCCCAUGAUGUAUCCAGAAAUGGAAUUGGAGAGUGAAAAAGAAAAUAAGGAGCAGAACCAACCUAAACCCAAGCAUGAUGGCCGACGGCGGAUUCGGGAGGAUGGGCUUAUGAAAAUCUACGUGCUGCAGUUGCUGGCAAGGACCGUGUUUGAGGUGGGCUUUCUGAUAGGGCAGUAUUUUCUGUAUGGCUUCCAAGUCCAUCCAUUUUAUGUGUGCAGCAGACUUCCUUGCCCUCAUAAAAUAGACUGCUUUAUUUCUAGACCCACUGAAAAGACCAUCUUCCUUCUAAUAAUGUAUGGUGUUACAGGUCUUUGUCUAUUGCUUAAUAUUUGGGAAAUGCUUCAUUUAGGGUUUGGGACAAUUCGAGACUCGCUGAACAGUAAAAGGAGGGAACUGGAAGAUCCGGGUGCUUAUAAUUAUCCUUUCACUUGGAAUACACCAUCUGCUCCUCCUGGCUAUAACAUUGCCGUCAAACCAGAUCAAAUCCAGUACACCGAACUGUCCAACGCUAAGAUUGCCUACAAGCAAAACAAGGCCAACAUCGCCCAGGAACAACAGUACGGCAGCCAUGAGGAGAACCUCCCGGCUGACCUGGAGACUCUGCAGCGGGAGAUCAGAAUGGCUCAGGAACGCUUGGAUCUAGCAAUCCAGGCCUACAGUCACCAAAACAACCCCCAGGCACCCCGGGAAAAAAAAGCCAAAGUGGGGUCCAAGACUGGGUCCAACAAGAGCAGUGCUAGUAGCAAAUCAGGGGAUGGGAAGACCUCCGUCUGGAUUUAAUCUUGGCUCAGCUUAGAACUUGUGCUUCUCAUAGUUUAUGGUAAGCAGCAGCUCACUGAAGAAUGACUUCCAUUGAGUAAACAUCUGGCUCUGGUUAUCUUCAGGGAUGCUGUUGGCUCAUGGUCCAAGCUCAGGGGACUCUGAAAGCGGGGCUGGGACAGGGGGGAGAAAAGGGGAAAAUAGUGUUCCUGGGCACAUAUUCCAGCAAUAAUACAGUUAUGGAACUUGACAUUUGUGUCUUCCAGAUCUGGAAAAGAACAGAUAUAUUUAAAUCAUUCUUGUUGAAAAGUUUUUGUAUGUACAGUAUUAUGGUACAUUUUUUUAGUAUGAGAAUUUUUUUUGUAUUUGUAUAUUGGACCACUGUAGUUAUACUUUUAUAUUAAAGGAAAAAAACCUUAAAGUUAUGCCUAUUAGGCCAGUGUUAUUACUUUUGUUCAGCGAAUGCUACCCUGGGUUUAAAGUUUUAAUAGAUGCCACACCUAAUAAAAGUGUCUGUUGUGUUGCCGGAAGAUUUCCAAGACGUGAGGAACCAGAGAAGGAAGCAUCAGCUUUCAGUCUUGGGAAGAAAGUCCUCAGUAGGGGGAGGCUGAGGUCUUUUCUCCUUUACUUAAGAAAUCUGCGAAUCUCGUUCAUGUACCCAGACUUGUAUCUAGUCUUUGAAAACCUGUUUGUAUUUUCAAAGGAUAUAAAUGAUUCACUGCGGGAUUCCUUGAAUUCUCAAGCGUUACCAGUAUAUGCCUUGAUGGUGUGUAUAUAAUUUAAGUUCUUUCAUGUACAGAGGUGUCCCCAACCUGGUAGCAGGAGACCCUGACCAGAGUUGAGACUAAGAUUCCUCCAUUGCACAGCAAAGCCACGCCUGGAAAAUGAGCCCCACUACACUGUUCAGUUGUGGACCUGUUUGAUUUGCCUUAAAUCUCUACUCAGAAACCUGCCUCUCGGGUUUCUUAAGAAACCAGUGAUGGAUAUUUUCUUUAUAUGUUAACAUUAGAAAUACAAAAAUUCCCUUGUAGGCUAAGAAAACUCAAAGCUGCUUGCACUGCAUAUGGCAGAACGCCUAAAUCCAAAUUCCUAAUGUUUUAUAAAUUACUGUGAAACUUUCAUAAUUUCUGUACUUCUGCCAUUGUAGAAUUCUGUGUGGAAACCAGUCAGAACAG
Messenger RNA from Ailuropoda melanoleuca (giant panda), 3665 nucleotides. RefSeq names its product gap junction protein gamma 1 (gene GJC1). The record is from RefSeq and is a predicted model, not a curated record. Gene Ontology annotation, biological process: cell-cell signaling. Lineage: Eukaryota; Metazoa; Chordata; Mammalia; Carnivora; Ursidae. The coding region runs from base 1321 to 2511 and encodes 396 amino acids. The transcript is spliced from 3 exons. Gene Ontology annotation, molecular function: gap junction channel activity. Gene Ontology annotation, cellular component: connexin complex.